Monoraphidium neglectum is the source of this 912-nucleotide messenger RNA. RefSeq lists its product as hypothetical. Lineage: Eukaryota; Viridiplantae; Chlorophyta; Chlorophyceae; Sphaeropleales; Selenastraceae. Gene Ontology annotation, cellular component: U2-type catalytic step 1 spliceosome. The record is from RefSeq and is a predicted model, not a curated record. The transcript is spliced from 4 exons. Bases 1 to 912 code for a protein of 303 amino acids. Gene Ontology annotation, biological process: mRNA splicing, via spliceosome.
AUGGGUGAGCGCAAGGUGCUCAACAAGUACUAUCCGCCGGAUUUCGAUCCGAGCAAGCUGCCCAAGGGCAAGCGUGGGAAGCACAAUGAGAUGAAGGUGCGCAUGAUGUUGCCAAUGUCUGUGCGCUGCAAGACGUGUGGCAACUUCAUGUACAAGGGCACCAAGUUCAACACCCUCAAGGAGGACGUGGCGGGGGAGGACUACCUGGGGAUACAGGUAUUCCGCUUCUACUACCGCUGCACCAAGUGUGCCGCCGAGUUCACUAUGAAGACCGACCCCAAGACCGCGGACUACGUGAUGGAGCACGGCGCGUCGCGCAACUACGAGCCUUGGCGCGAGGCGGACGCCGCGAAAGCGGACGCGGCGAUCCAGAAGGAGGAAGAGGAGCGGGGCAACGCGAUGAAGGCGUUGGAGAACCGCACGCUCGAGAGCAAGCGGGAGAUGGACCUAAUGGAUACCCUGGACGAGAUGCGGUCGCUGCGCGCGCGCCACGCGGGCGUCACGCCGGAGCAGGCGCUCGCGGCGCUCGCGCGGGAGGAGUUCAUGGCGCAGAAGAGGUCGAUUCUGGCGCAGCGGCUGGACUCGGACGAGGAGGAGGAGGGCGGCGGUGCCGCCGGCGCUGCGGGGCCGUCGGGGGCGGGGCUGCAGCAGCAGCAACAGCAGCAGCAGCAGGAGCCGGCGGCGCGGCCGCAGGCGGCGCGGGCGGCGGCUGCGGCGCGGCCGGGGCCGCUGGUGAAGGUGGUGGUCAAACCAAAGCGCAAGGCGGGGGCCGACGAUGGGGCCGCCAAGCGCCAGAAGCAGCAGCAGGAGGAGGCGGAGGGCGAUGAGGACAGCGGCGCCGGCGGCCUCGCCGGCCUCCUCGGCGACUACGGCAGUGGCAGCGGCAGCGGGAGCGGCGGGGGCAGCCCUUGA